Messenger RNA from Archocentrus centrarchus (flier cichlid), 1483 nucleotides. It is a transcript of the gene pex11a, whose product is annotated as peroxisomal biogenesis factor 11 alpha. Lineage: Eukaryota; Metazoa; Chordata; Actinopteri; Cichliformes; Cichlidae. The transcript is spliced from 4 exons. Gene Ontology annotation, biological process: peroxisome fission. The coding region runs from base 140 to 880 and encodes 246 amino acids. Gene Ontology annotation, cellular component: peroxisomal membrane. The record is from RefSeq and is a predicted model, not a curated record.
CGUUUUCCUCAGCUGCAAAGAAUUGAUAUCAGGGAGGGGAGAUUAGGUUGCUGGAAACGUGGGACGUGGAUGAAGUUUGAAAAUCAAGAUUACCUGCUCGAGUUUUACUUCCCAGCGUUAUAUAAGUCAUAGUUUAAGCAUGGACCCGUUUGUAAAAUUCACAAGUCAGAGUCAGGGAAGGGACCGCAUAUUCAGGGCAGCUCAGUAUGCGUGUUCACUGUCCAUUUAUUUAAUUCGAAACAACUGUGAGAAAAAGGACCUUGAGGCAAGACUUAAAAGGCUGGAAAGCAGCUUGAGUGCUGGACGAAAAUUGCUCAGACUGGGAAACGCAGCAAAUUCCAUUGAGGCUGCCAAGCGAUCCGUGCAACUCUCAGACCGAGUGCUGCGCCUGUGCCUUACUGUGGCCAACAUGAACCGUGCCCUCUACUUUAUCUGUGACAAUGUACUUUGGGCCAAAAGUGUUGGUCUCAUCCGCAAUAUUGACAAGGAACGCUGGAGCUUAAAUGCCUCUCGCUUCUACUUUAUUUCAUUGGUUAUGCACCUAACCAGAGAUGUUUAUGCAGUUCUUCAGCUGAUGACAAAGAAGUCAAGAGAUAAACACUUUAAACAGAAAAUGGAUCAGCAUCUCACUGAGAAUCCUGAAGUAGCUGAAGUUCUCAUCCCUCAGCUGGAUGGUUUUAUCUUUCUGCUUUUGGAAACCCUGAAAUCACACCCGGCUCUUGCCUUGGAUUUUGUGAAAAACAUCUCUGAUCUCUUCAUGCCCUUAGAUAAGCUUGGUUUAUAUCAGUCAAAUGCAGGAGUGAUGGGAUUCUGUGGUCUGAUAUCCUCGCUUGUUGGGAUUGUCACCCUUGCACAGCCCACGCUAAAGAUCUCACCGUGAUAACACGGGUGGAGUUAAACAUUAAAAAUCAAAUGCAGAUAAAAGGGUUAAUCAUGAUAGGUGUGUUUCAGAGGUUGGUGGAGCUGUAAUGUUGGACAGAGGUUAACCUGGUGAAGACAACAAUGUACAUUUUGCAACACCUGUUUUACACCAAACCCCAAGCCAGGAAUAACUAAGGAACUCGAACGUUUCUAGAAUGACUGGAUUUGACUGUUUUGUCCAACACGCUGGAUUAAUUUCAAAAGGGAGCAAACCUAGUUAAUGUUGUAUCCUUGCAUAGUUGUUCUAUUUCAGAAGAUCCAAAGCUAGACUAUUUUGUAGCAGCAGCUGUUUGGCACUGUAGUUAAAAAUAAGGGCUUUUAACUGGUUUAAAAAUGUAAAAUGUUAGUCUAGGUGACUGUCACUUUAAGGUCCACUAUUUUCUUUUUCUGUUUUCUGUUUGAAAAUGUUUCACCUAAUUUAGAUUCAAGUAAUGAAUAAGCUGCUUAUCAGCCAAAUCCAGCACCAAUUUCAGAGAUUUUUUUUUUUUUUUCCAUUUGGCAUUGGCUGAAGUUUGCGAGUAAUUUAUAGUUUGUAUGUAUUUAUGUAUGCAUUAAUGAAAGG